CAUCUAUCUGCCGCUGCCGGUAGCCACCGCCCGCUCCCUGCCCGCGUCUCUCGUCUUGUGUGUAUAUAUAAAUGCUCAGGGGCUCCCUGAUCCCCAAUUGUCCCAGGGCGGCCCCUCUCCCCCAACUCCAUCCUUAAACCCCCCAUAAGCCUUUUCUCUUUCCUUUCUCUCUUCUAUCUACUCUUUGCACUUUCUCCGACUCCGGGAACCACACACGGCGAGGCGAGGAGGCGUCGGAGCUCGCUGCCGUGGCGGCGCAACUCCGCCGGUGGAGUCGAGUCGAGUCUGGGUCUCCCUAUAUCAAACUGCCUCUGCAGCAGGAAAAAAGGGGGCGGACGCAUAGCCAGCAGCAGUAGCCCGAGAGGAAGAUGAUGAUGACUCAAGUGUCCAAUCACAGCAAGAGGAACCACACCGACAGCUACUUCAGCGGGAAGCAGCAGCAGCAGCAGCAGCAGGCCGUCGCCACCGCCGCCACCACCACCAGCGGCUCGGAGGAGUUCGGGGGCAUGGGGUCCAAGAAGCCCAGGAACGCCAGCCCCAGGGGCGGCGGACCCAUUUCUCCCAAGGAGAAGAAGGACAAGGUCGGCGAGAGAGUGGCGGCGCUGCAGCAGCUCGUGUCGCCGUUCGGGAAGACGGAUACGGCUUCUGUUCUUCAGGAGGCGUCGGGCUACAUCAAGUUCCUGCACCAGCAGCUCGAGGUUCUUAGCUCCCCGUACAUGCGCCCUCCUCCGGCGCCCGGCGCCGAGCCUGAGGACCCCGAGCACUACAGCCUGCGGAACCGGGGCCUGUGCCUGGUUCCGGUGGAGCAGACGCUGCAGCUGACCCAGAGCAACGGGGCCGACCUCUGGGCGCCGGCGAACACCACCAGGCGCACGUGAAGCGAGCCCCGAGUCUGGCCUCGACGGCGGCGAUGGCCGCGGUGCGUGGCGGCGGGCGGAAUUCCGGUGCAAGCGCGCGCAAAUGGGCUGACCCAAUUCGGUCAAUCUCCAAGCUAACACAAUCGUUUCGUUUCGUUGCUGUGAACAAAACCUCAACAGACCCUGUGCUGGCGCCGGUAGUAAUAGUACUAGUAUGUAUGUGUAAUCGUAUAUAGCGAGACGACGAUCGCCGUGGUCGUUGCGUGGGUGACUAUGCGGUUUAACAUGGUAGCUAGCGACCCGUUGCUGUCGCCGACUAAUCAUCAUCAAAAUCAGCAGUUUCGUUCA
Molecule: messenger RNA, 1205 nt
Organism: Hordeum vulgare subsp. vulgare (domesticated barley)
Lineage: Eukaryota; Viridiplantae; Streptophyta; Magnoliopsida; Poales; Poaceae
Product: transcription factor bHLH153-like
Exons: 5
Coding region: 369-878 (169 amino acids)
Biological process (GO): regulation of transcription by RNA polymerase II
Cellular component (GO): nucleus
Molecular function (GO): RNA polymerase II cis-regulatory region sequence-specific DNA binding; protein dimerization activity; DNA-binding transcription factor activity, RNA polymerase II-specific
Source: RefSeq, a predicted model, not a curated record